This is a messenger RNA of Aureococcus anophagefferens, 1002 nucleotides long. RefSeq lists its product as hypothetical. NCBI's taxonomy places the organism in Eukaryota, Pelagophyceae, Pelagomonadales, Pelagomonadaceae. The transcript has a single exon. The record is from RefSeq and is a predicted model, not a curated record. The coding region runs from base 1 to 1002 and encodes 333 amino acids.
AUGCUGCGCGCUUUGUCGUUGCUGAUGCUGCGCGCUGUGUCGUUGCUGGGCGUCGCGCAUGCGUUGGCGCCGGCGCCCUACGAGACGCUGCGGGCGGCGCGGGUCGUCGACCCGGUCAGCGGCGCGACGACGAGCGUGCUCGAGCCCGGCCACGGGCCGACGCUCGUCGCCGUCGUGCCGCAGCUCGGCGAGUUCGACUCCUGCGAGUUCUGCGAGUUCCUCGCGGCGGCGCACGGCGACCUCGCCGCCGCGGGCGUCGAUCUCCGCGUCGUCGGCGUCGGCGACGCGGCCGCGGGCGCGCGCUUCGCGGCCUUCAUGGGUCUGCCCGACGGCGUGCUCCGCUGCGACGCGACCGCGGCGCUCCACGCGGCGCUGGACACGCGCCGCGGGCCCGGCUGGUCCGUGCCGGACUGGGUCUCCGACGGCGCGCUGAGAGUCGCGCUGUCGACGCUGCCCGGCGGCCCGCCCGACGACGCGGCGCACCUGCGGGCCGCCGGCGACGCCUGGCUCAACUACCUGCUCAUGUGCGCGGGCGUCGGCGCGCCGGGCACGCUGCCGGAGAUCCUCCGGGGCUACUUCGGCGACGCGUCGGCGCCCGAGCGCCUCGCGCCGGACGCCGUCGUGGAGGCCGCGGGCUUCAUCACGAUCGGGCCCGGCGUGGGACCCGUCAAGCUCGGGCCCUUCGCCUACGAGAACAGCUGGAAGGACGAGGCGGGCUACCAGCGGCCCGUCGAGCUGGCGACCGUCCGGCUCCGCCACAUGGUCGAGGUCCUCGGCAACUGGGACGCGUACGUGAGCGACAGCCGCUUCGUUGACCGGCGCGGCGCGACGUUCCUCUUCGACACCGAUGGCGCGACGCUCUACGAGUACGAGCACCGGGGCGUGCUCACCUACUCCGCGACGAUGGCGCGGCCGCUGUCGUUCCUCGCGCCCUACAUCGGCGCGAAGGCGCUCAACCCGCUCGGUCUGGGCGACAACGGGCUGGCCAAGGCGCCGCACUAA